CAAGGCUGCCGAAACAGAGCCCAGUGGCGGCCGGAGGCGACGGAAGGGAGAGCAGCGCAAGAGCGCUGACGGGAGCAGGCGAGCCGCCCGCCCUGGCCCAGUGCCACGGAGAGGAGGGGCAGCGAAUCCCCAGAGCCCAUUAAAAACCAGGCUUAGCCGAAGCCAGGGGAAGAAAGCACCACCAUAGAAGGCAGCGGGGCGGCGGAGCAGCGCAGCCACGACCUACGGAGCUUCCAGCGGCGGGAUUCUCUCGCAGGGCCCCCACCACGACCGCGAGCCAAACUUUCGGGACUGCCUCCCGCCGAAGCGCCACCAGGCCCCCGGGACCGCCGCAGACGCAGAGCGCCGAAGGACGAGUGAGUGAGCGAGCGAGCGGGCGCGCGCGCGCGUGUCUGGAUGAGGCGGCAGGAGCCGUGAGCAGUCCAAUCUCGCCACCAGCCAGCCCGCCCGCCCGUUUGCCCGCCCGCCGUCUCUUCGCCCCUUCCUCAAGAUGAGUGCUACGCUCCCGAGCCUCCUGGCCUCUCUGGCCGUGUUGCUCCUCGGCAGGAUGGACCGCCUAGCUGACGCCUGCAGCUGCUCCCCGGUGCAUCCGCAACAGGCGUUUUGCAAUGCAGAUGUAGUGAUCAGAGCAAAGGCUGUCUCUCAGAGAGAGGUGGACUCUGGUAAUGACAUCUAUGGGAACCCCAUCAAACGCAUCCAGUAUGAAAUCAAGCAGAUAAAGAUGUUUAAAGGGCCUGACCAGGACGUUGAAUUCAUCUACACGGCUCCUUCCUCAGCAGUGUGUGGGGUGACGCUGGAUGUUGGUGGCAAGAAGGAGUAUCUCAUUGCAGGGAAAUCCGAGGGCAAUGGCAAGAUGCACAUCACACUGUGUGACUUUAUUGUUCCAUGGGAUUCCCUCAGUGCUACCCAGAAGAAGAGUCUAAACCAGCGAUACCAGAUGGGCUGUGAGUGCAAGAUUUCCCGCUGCCCCUCCAUCCCUUGCUACGUGUCUGCUCAGGAUGAAUGUCUGUGGACUGACUGGGUGACAGAGAAGAACAUCAAUGGCCGGCAGGCAAAGCACUAUGCCUGCAUCAAGCGGAGUGAUGGUUCAUGCGCGUGGUACCGUGGAGUGGCCCCACCUAAGCAAGAGUUUCUCGACAUCGAGGACCCUUGAGUCCCCAGGGCCAUGGCAGUCCAGUAGCCAAUCACAACAAAGCCUGUAAGAAUUUAGAUUGGUCCACCUUUGACAUCACUUCCUGGAAACAGCAUGAAAAUAAGGUCUCCCAGGCAGGCACAAUCGUGGUAGCGUGGAGGGGCUAAGGAAGGGGAUGUCAGGCCACUUGUAUAUUGCUUAGUCUGUUCC
Varanus komodoensis (Komodo dragon) is the source of this 1342-nucleotide messenger RNA. It is a transcript of the gene TIMP2, whose product is annotated as TIMP metallopeptidase inhibitor 2. Gene Ontology annotation, molecular function: metalloendopeptidase inhibitor activity; protease binding. Gene Ontology annotation, biological process: negative regulation of endopeptidase activity; negative regulation of membrane protein ectodomain proteolysis. NCBI's taxonomy places the organism in Eukaryota, Metazoa, Chordata, Lepidosauria, Squamata, Varanidae. Bases 491 to 1153 code for a protein of 220 amino acids. The transcript has 5 exons. Gene Ontology annotation, cellular component: extracellular matrix. The record is from RefSeq and is a predicted model, not a curated record.